GCCUCACCAACCCAAAGGGAAAGUAUGGACCAAGUCAAAAUCAGCAGGGAGGUGAUGCAUAUCAAGGAAAACGGCUCCAGACAGUUGUCCCAGGAAACAGUCAAGAAGUUGAUCCACCAGUCUCAGGAGGCAAAGAAGAAAGCCUACUGUCCUUACAGCAAAUUCAGGGUGGGAGCUGCUCUCCUGACCCCUGAAGACUGUGUAUUUACAGGCUGCAAUGUGGAGAAUGCAUGUUACAACCUGGGUCUGUGUGCUGAGAGAAAUGCCAUCUCGAAGGCAGUGUCAGAAGGCUACACAAGUUUCAAGGCCAUCGCAAUCGCCAGUGACCUGGAUGACAAGUUCAUCUCCCCGUGUGGUGGCUGCAGGCAGUUCAUGAGAGAGUUUGGGCCAAAUUGGGACGUGUACCUGUCAAAGCCGGAUGGCUCGUACCUGAAGAUGACCGUGGACGAGCUGCUGCCUGCCUCCUUCGGCCCUGCCGACCUGUCCAUGAAGAAAGUGUUUGACAUUCCCAAUGAGUACUGA
Chelmon rostratus (copperband butterflyfish) is the source of this 522-nucleotide messenger RNA. It is a transcript of the gene cdab, whose product is annotated as cytidine deaminase b. Lineage: Eukaryota; Metazoa; Chordata; Actinopteri; Chaetodontiformes; Chaetodontidae. The transcript is spliced from 4 exons. Gene Ontology annotation, cellular component: cytosol. Gene Ontology annotation, molecular function: cytidine deaminase activity; zinc ion binding. Bases 25 to 522 code for a protein of 165 amino acids. The record is from RefSeq and is a predicted model, not a curated record.